This is a messenger RNA of Xyrauchen texanus (razorback sucker), 5291 nucleotides long. Its product is annotated as centrosomal protein of 170 kDa protein B-like. The coding region runs from base 329 to 5056 and encodes 1575 amino acids. NCBI's taxonomy places the organism in Eukaryota, Metazoa, Chordata, Actinopteri, Cypriniformes, Catostomidae. The record is from RefSeq and is a predicted model, not a curated record. Gene Ontology annotation, molecular function: protein binding. The transcript has 19 exons.
UCUUGUUUUUCUGGCUUCAGUUUCAGGUGGAGGCGCUGUUGCGGCGGCUGUGACGUCACUGACAAACUUUGACACACACACACACACACACACAUUGUCAUUCAUCCACGGGGAAUAACAGUAGCGAACUCCAGAUACAUGCUUUCAAACACUAUGUUGGUAAAGAUGUGUGUUUAAAUGAGUUAAACGUGUUUUCGGGAAUGUCGGGAUAAAGUCACUUAAGGAGCUUCAGCUUUCCAUAUUCCAGUAGUUAAUAAUGGAUCCUCAGAGCUCCUCCUCCUGCAUAUAUAUAUAUAUAUAUAUGUAUGCUGAUGUGGUUUGAUGAGCUAUGAUGAUGAGUGCGACCUCAUGGUUCCUGGUGAGCAGCUCGGGCACGCGCCACCGGUUGCCACGGGAGAUGAUAUUUGUGGGUCGAGAGGACUGUGAACUGAUGCUACAGUCUCGCAGCGUGGACAAACAACACGCCGUGAUCAACUAUGACGCGUCCGUGGACGAGCACCUGCUCAAAGAUUUGGGCAGCCUCAAUGGGACAUUUGUGAAUGACCUUCGUAUUCCCGAUCAGACGUACAUCACCCUGAAACUGUCCGAUGUCAUUCGCUUUGGAUAUGAUUCACAUAUUUACAUCCUGGAGAGAAACCAACACAAAGUGGCUGAAGAAGCGCUGAAGCAUGAGAAAUACACCAGUCAGCUUCAGUUGAGUCACGAGACGCUGGAAGCCAAGAAACACGGACGCACUGAUGAGAGACGGCGAAACACAGACAUAUCACGCAUUAAACCGGACAAAACAGAGCACAACAAAAUCACAGAUCUGUCCAUCUCCAGACCCUCUCCUCUAUACGGUCAGCCGUCCUGGUGGGGUGAAGCUGAUAAAGAUAAUAAGCGUCAGCAAUGUGAUCAGAGCGGUUAUGAGAAUUACACAGAAAGCCAAAAAGAAGACAUCAAACGUGAGUUGACUGUCUCUCCAGAUGACCUUCAAAAUGGGCAGGACGAGUCUGGUUACUCUUACCGUAAGGAACCGAGCAACUUUGAGAUCCCCACCAAGGAGAUCCAGUCCAAGUCCAAAACUGCACUCCUGGAUGUCCAGGAGAUCCCAACAAAAGACACUGACCACAAACCUCCAGAAACACCCCCGGUGGUGCAGCGCCAUGCCUCCUUCACCAUUGAGUUUGAUAACCAAACACCUGGAAAGGCGAAGAUCAAGGACCAUGUCACCAAGUUCUCCAUCCAUCAACACAGGACUCCCAGCAAAGAGUCUACAGCCACACUUCCAGAGGUGAUGUCCGUGGAAAGCAAAGUUGCUGAUUGGUUGGUGCAGAGUGAUGCCAGUAUGUUGAGGAGUCUAGAUGGCCAGUCUGGCUCAGAGGAACUCUCAAACAAGACCUUCAAAGAUGGACACCUUCAUGAAGACGGUGAUUUGGAGGAUCCAGAAGAAACGCAAGACCUUCAGUCAAUGUCCCAUUUAGGGCCACAAAAGGUUGUAACUACACAACCUAUCACCCCUCCAGAGGAGGAUGAUUACCGUACUAACUACACACCAAAGUCCAAAAACCAAGGCAAACAAGACCCGCAGCAAGCUUUUGUCAUUGACUUUUUUGACGAGAGUCAACGGAAAAAGCGUUCUCAGUCUUUCACCAAUAAUGUGUCUUCUCCUGAACUUCAGUAUGCCCUCAGAAACAAGUUGGAGAAACGGAAAGGCGCAAACACAUCUUCCGGUCAUAAUCCACCCACCCAACAGUUCACCAUUCCCCUCAAAGGUUCUGAUAGUCCUCAGAGGGCUGGAGCACUUAGACGGGAGAAGAGUGAAAUCCGCCUGAGUACCUCUGAAUAUUCAUCCCGCUCAGUGUCAAAACCGUUCGGCAGCGUGGGCCGGAAGUCUAAACUGGCGCAGGACUUUGCAGCGGAGUUGCUUCGAGUGUCCAAAACUAGUCCUGCUUCCACAUUGGACUCAAACUCUAGUAGGUCUAACUCCACAUGGGUGAAGACCCCGUCCUCUACGUCUGCUUUAUUCCCACCAACAACCAACGCUGGUUUUGCAGUGGAACAUCAGAGUCCUCCUACCUCAUCUCAUUCUCAUACUUAUACUAUGAAUCAGACAUUUUCCAUCUCACUUUCCCAACAGUCAAGGCCUCAAAACCCUUCUUCUGUGCCCAUGGAAGACAACAAUAAAGAAGCCAAAACCCUUGGCCCCAAGCAAGAAGAAGAAGAAGAAGACCGUUUAAGUGAUGCAGGUACCUAUACCAUUGAGACAGAGGGACCAGACAAAGAGGUGGUGGAGGCACGGGGCAUGAUCGACCAGGUGUUUGGUGUUGGCGACAGCAUCCAAAUCUUAGCAGCAGCAACAUUUAAGCCUAUAGUUGAUCACAGUGAGGGCCAUGAUAGCCUUCUACUCAGUGAGAAUAGCUCAGGUCCUAAACUAGGCCAAUACCCAACAGACCAUAGUGACACAGCCAAGAGUCCUGGACAGAUACAGUCGAAGGCGACAUUAACACCUGGAGGCACUAGGUGGGUUUCUCGCUGGGCCAGUUUGGCUGAAAGCUAUUCAGAUUCUGUUCCUGCACCAGGACCAUUUGAUAUCCCUUCACAGGUUGAGCUUUCCCCCGGAGGUGCUGACUCUUCAGAAGGCCAAAGCAGCAGAACAAGACGAGUUCUGCCUCUGGUUCCCUUGAAGGAGAAGAUUGAGACACCACCACCACCCACAAUACUCUUAAAACUAGAUCCUUACCUCUCUGGUUGCGAGAGGAGUUUUGAAGUUCAGAAGCAAAAGUGGGAUCCCCAGAAACGUAGUGUCCAAGAUGAUCUUGACCCUGACAGCUUGAGUGAUGCCAGUAAGUCUGAUGAUAGCUCUGUUGUGGAGCAGAGUAGGAAAACUUCUGGCAGAACUGAGAAGAUGUGGAACCAGUCGCCUAAGGCUCUACCUAAGCAAAAGGAGGUGCCAACCUCUGGUGUGGCCAAGACCGAAAAAGACCAGGAUUCGCCUUCCAAAUUCUCUACAGCUACUGUACUGAGACAAUAUGCCAAGCUCAGCAAGAACAACUACUCCCCACCCAACAUUGAUCAAAACAAGAUUGCAUCUCAUAGUAUAGACAAUUCCAUUUCUCUUAUCAGACAGGAAAGUUAUACUAAAGAACGUUCCAGCGACAAUGACCAGUUGUCCAGAUUGCCCCAUGUAUCUAGUCCACCCUCUAUCAGGGACCAAGAGGCUGUAGGAGCUUUUAAAGCUGUAAACAGUCAAGACACUCAGUCUUGCCUCAAACACACUGAGGACAUUCUUGCAGCUCUGGAGGCCAAACUUCUGAAGCAAGAUAAUGGUCACUCCCAUUUGGAGGACUCGGCCUCUGGAGAAUCAGAUGUAGACACCUCCAGUACAGUCAGUGGCAAAAAUGCUCAAAAUUCUGUGCCCGGGAAGCCAUUGGUCCUCAAAGGUCCCUUAAGAGAUAAAACAGCUUCCAGUCAGUUUACAAGAGAACUUAAGGCUUCUGGUGAUCCAUGGUCUGAAAAGAGCCAGUCCUGUGUAAAGGACCACAAUGGUAAGGUAGAGCCAAGCAAAUGUUUUCAGCUCCGUCGCAGCCUUAGUUCUCUGGGCUCUGGGCCAGAACCUCAGAGUUCCACAACACGCAAUCGGGCUGAUGCAGUUUCAGACCAGGAAUCAAGCUCCCAACCUUAUAAGAAGUACACUGUUCCCCUUCAGAGGGACAACUCGAGCAAGUCCAAAAGCACAUUAAAACAAGGGCUUUCUCGUUCCAGUAGCCUCUCCGCUCCAAGACCCACAAGGACUUCAGUGCUACGCCGGGCCCGAUUGGGCGAAGCCUUAGACAAUGAAGGCACAGAAACCGGCUGCAUGUCUCAAAACUCAGACAGCAACCCCUCUUCGAACAAAGUCACUCAGGAGAGCAAGAAGCUCUCGCGACUGGACAUUUUAGCACUACCCAGGAAAAGGACGGGCUCCUUCACCACACCCAGUGACACGGAGUCCUCCACAAGCCGGACAGGCUUUUCAAACCGCAGUACAGAGUCGGGAAGCUCUGUGCGGAAAGCUUCAGUGCCGGACCCCAAGGCUCCUAUGCGCAAGGCUUCAGGGGCCACAAACAGACAACCAAUCAUCCGUGGACACUCUAGCAGUGCCAAGUCCACCAGCAGCACUGCCAGCUCCAGGAGGCGUCAGAAGGGUUCAGACUACGCCUCCACCUCGGAGGAUGAGUACGAGUUUAUCCAUAGUACCCCUAAACACGAACACUCCCGUCAUUCAGGUGCCCAGCAGACCUCCAGAAUCCACCCACCAGGUCCGGUGCAAGCAGGACCCAGACUGAGAGACUCAGACGGGGAGGGACAGGAAAGCAAUGCAUUCCAGAACUGGACGUCUCAUAGUGCUGAGAUUGCAAGAUUGAGUCAAGACUUGGCUAAAGAUUUGGCUAUUCUGGCUCAAGAGAUUCAUGACGUUGCUGGAGACACUGAAUCUCAGAGUGCUUCUGCGGAUGGUAUGGGACCAACGUUAGCUGCCCAUGAAGAGAUUCCAGAGGCGAGUCUGAAUUUCCAGAAAGAAUCUCCAGGCCCGGUGAUGGUUGAAGAGUCUGAGCAGACCUUUAGAAAUGAAGACAUCAAACCGCAGACUCUCAGACAAGAUGAGGUGACUUUGAACAAUGUGAUGCUGACUCCCGUGUCGCAGCUUUCUCUCGCAAUCCGUGAGAACACAGAACAGCUGACAGAGAAAAUCAAGGCAUUGUUCCAUAAUAAGGCCGAAGCUUUAAGAGAGUUUGAAGCACGAAUCAAUGCAGCUGAUGAUUCGCCCAAACUAAAAACAUCAAACAAGGAAAUUGCAUCAAUUCUCAGAGAACUCGGGAGAGUCCAGAAACAUCUAGAAGUCAUCAACACGAUCAUAGAUCCUCGAGGAAAUCCAGAUCUCUGUAAGACUGUCUCCGCAGGAGGUUUAUCUGCGGCUGGGAUUCGGAGUUCAAGACCUGCGUCCCAGAAUUGGAGGUCUUCCCCACGAGGCGGUGGACCAACACCGAGCGCCCGACGGAUGUUUAGAAGCUCAGAUAGAGAAGGGUCACUAGUAUGAUGGCUGAGGGGGUUUGAUAUCGAUUAAUGCGUUGCACAUGAAUCUAAAACGACUUUGGUUGAAUCUCUGCUACAUUCCUCGUUAUCUUUGGGAGAAUAUGACGACAACUUUGUCUGGCCUAUUUGCACUUUACCCUUCUUACUUUAUUGAUUGUUGUUAUAGGCUAUAAGGUUCAAUCAUUUACAUGAGUAUUUAAAUCACCUUUUGUCUAAGCUGAACAGAGAACGUGUACACG